AUGAGAGGUGAAUUUAUCUACCAAUAUCUUUCUAACGAAGGGAAUGUAUAUGAACAGGUUGUGAUCAGUAAGAAGAAUGCAAAAUCUAUUGGAAAAGAUAUCAGUGAAAUCCUUACAAAGCAGUGUGAACCUAUCACGUUAAAAAAAUUUUUGACUUUCAGAGGCAGAAACGAAAUAGCAAAUUAA
Molecule: messenger RNA, 186 nt
Organism: Funneliformis mosseae
Lineage: Eukaryota; Fungi; Glomeromycota; Glomeromycetes; Glomerales; Glomeraceae
Source: the annotation of a GenBank genome assembly